Myxozyma melibiosi is the source of this 1262-nucleotide messenger RNA. RefSeq names its product 2,5-dichloro-2,5-cyclohexadiene-1,4-diol dehydrogenase. Lineage: Eukaryota; Fungi; Ascomycota; Lipomycetes; Lipomycetales; Lipomycetaceae. The transcript has a single exon. The coding region runs from base 418 to 1194 and encodes 258 amino acids. The record is from RefSeq and is a predicted model, not a curated record.
GUAUACCGAUGCAUCCAAGCUGAGAGCAAUGCUUUCUCUUUCUAUCUUUCACGGAAUCUGGAGUAUUUUCUUUUAUUUUCAAUAGCAAUCAAAAAGCCUUAUGAUAGUCACUACUGUAUUCUCAUAUGCACUUAAGUAGAAACGAGCUAUUCCAUAAAAAUAACGUCGUAAUAAGUGCGCGCAAAAGGCUCCUUGCUCGUAGCAUAUUCCCAUUUUCCAAUUUACCCAAACGAGCCGAAAAGUAAACAAAGCCUGAUCUCUGACAGAUCGGCAAUAUUUAACGAUAAAUAAUCGUAUCACCAUCUUUUCCCAUAACCUACUUGCCUUCCUAUUGAUUGAUUUUAGCAGUCUAUCUAUACAGAACAUUUCGCCCUCCAUAUAUCUCGCUAGCUGAGUAAAUCGUACGCGGAUCAACUAAUGUCAUCAUUCUCCCCGCACUUCGCCGGCAAGGUCGUCCUCAUCACCGGCGCCGCCGGCGGUAUCGGUCGCGCCGUGACCGAGAUAUUGCUACAAGCUGGUGCAGUAGUAUGCCUAGGCGACGUUGACACCGCCGGCUGCGAUGCGAUCCUCGCACCUUUUCUCGAGAAGAAUCGCAGCACAAAGCAUUUGGUCUACGCGCUCGACGUCACUGCCUCGACCUCAGUACACGGGUUUGUGAAAGCGGCUGUUUUUGCUUUCGGAAGGGUUGAUUGCGCGUUUAAUAACGCUGGAAUUCUCAGCUCGGGAAAGCCUCUAGCGGAGGUGGAUGAGUCGGAAUACGACCGCGUGGUGGGGAUAAAUAUGAAGGGCGUGUUUCUGUGCCUGCAAGCCGAGAUCCCGGCCAUGAUCUCCACCGCCGGCGGAGGCUCGAUCGUCAACACGACGUCCACGCUCGGAACCGUUGGCGACAAAGGCUCGGUGGCGUAUAUCGCCUCCAAGCAUGGCGUGGUAGGACUCACCCGCGCUGCGGCGAUGGACUAUGCGGAGAGUGGGAUCCGCGUGAACGCACUCGCUCCUGGAUUAACCGAGACGGCGAUGACGAAGAACUGGCUUGCUGAUGCCGAGACAAAAAACACGCUGCUGUCAAACAUUCCAAUGAAGCGACAGGCUGCGCCCGCGGAAAUGGUGGAUAUGGUUUUGUUUCUGUUGUCUGAUGCCUCCAGCUAUGUUACUGGUCAGGUAAUGACUGUCGACGGAGGAAUGACUAUGCACUGAUCUACGAAUGGAAACAAGAAUGAAACUAUACUCAAAUUCAUUACUCACCAACUAACCACAAUCAUUAU